AUGACCUCUGGCGUUUCUCCGGAAUCAAUGGAGCUUCUGCAGCGCUAUGGCGUUGAUGUUAGGGACUUUACCAGGGCUGAAAAAUACUUCAAUUCCGAGGAUAUGCUGAAUGCACUGAAGACUCGAGGGGAUAUGCAAAUCCAAGGAGAAACUGGGGAGGAUCUUGCUGAGUCCAUAAAAACGACUCAUAUGCGGCUGGAGGAAGCCUGGAGUGAGUACGUGGCUUCUGUUCGCCAGUAUUUUAACCGUAUCUCCCGCGAUAUCGCACGAGAACUAACUGGUAACGAAUUGGAAGACGAAGCAGGCCCCCUCAGCUACUGUGAUUUGAACAAGAAUACUCCGGAUGUGUCUUCUGUAGCUGAGCACGCCAACAGUGGACUUGAUGCCGAGAUUAUUAAUGGUAAAGACAUAUACUUAUCGGGAGUUGAGAAAGCUAUGGAUUCGAAGGGAUCCCAGGAGGGGUUGCAGCAAAGUAUUGCAAGAUCUCCCUCCCCAUUUCAUUCACCGGAUAGGGGGGCCGCCAACCCCGUCAAUGCACCUCCCCUCCCCUCUUCUUCCUCAUCGUAUGCACCCCUGGUGGGUAUGCCUCGGGCUGAACGAAUGAAUGAUUUUUGUGUUCUAGCUGAAAAAUUCUACUUCCGACAUGAGAAGUACUUUGACUUGCCAUUGCCAUUGGUGUGGGCACGGAUCGUUGCAUCUGCGGUGGCUUCUGUGAGCCGACUGUACCGUUUGCUGGGGAUGCGAAUCGCGUACCUUUGUUCAGGGAGUACAUACUUUAUCCGUCGAAUCGUUGAGGACUGUGAGGUGUCACAUUGGAUUGGUCUGUAUGGGGACCGAGAGAUCUCCGCGGAGGUGGGUGCGCUGCUUAAUUUAAUGGAACGCAUGAUAUCCCUUCGAGAGGAGCGGCGUGGGGGGUACCCGAAUAUACCGUUUGGCUGGCUAUACCGCCUGGAGGCUCUAAUCAACCCGCAGAACCCUAUUCUGAAUCUUCCGCCGAAGCAUAAGAGACAGGCCAUUCGGAUCGCCAUCCGACUGCUGAAAGUUUCUCCAGGCGAGGCGACCGCGGUGCAGCUGCACAACGCGCUCCUCCGGAACUGCCUCACCAAAGGCGAGGCCACCGCUGAGGAGUCUGCCGCGGUGGUGAAGGUCUUGCUCAACCUUUUAGAUGAUCCCGCGACGCAGAAGUAUCUUCGCCUCAACGAGAUUGGGGUGCUAUUUACCCCUUUUUUCGAGACCUCCACGGCGGGGAGUAGCCCCGACACGCUGGCCAGGUUGAACCUCUCCAAGGACAUGAUAGCGCUCUUCAUGACGACCUGGGUGGGGGUUUUCUGGAUCAUGUUCGAAACGACGUUCAUUCGCACGCUGAUAGACGUCCUGCACCUACCGAGUGAUCUGGAUCGCAAAAUGGUGAUCUUCACCUUGUUCAACAAGGUGCUUGUGAGCCUGGCGCCGCACCGCGGGAUCGCAAAGAUCGAGCCGUGGACGGGGAUUGAAGGGGGCCAUCGGCGCCGUGUAGGGGGAACCUCGGCGUCAGCCAGCACCUGCGUGGAUGGGGAGGUGAGCUCGCCCGGGAGGGACUUCCUGACCUGCCUGGGCGCCGAUAACUCGCUGAGCACGGUGGUGAUGAACGAGUCCGAUGGUAACGAGAAUUACGUGCCGACGCGGAAGGCGCUGGGUUACCACAUCAUGGACCCCCUUCUUGGGACCGUUCUUAUCGGGCUCAACCACCACGGCCUCCCACUCGCGCUGAUUAACGUGCUGCAGACGGUCGGGAAGAGCCACCUGGAGGUCGGGAUGGCGUCGCAGCUGCUACAGGACCUCUGCGUGCUCAUGGAUACGGUGCUCCCGCAGGAGACCUCGGGUGGUCUGCACGAAGCCUUUAACCGCGCGCUUGGCCGAUUAACCCGUAAUGGGGAUCCAUUCGUCAGCAACCUCACCUCUCGUCUCUUUCACGGCAGCAAAAACCGUGGUGGGGGCGGGAGGUCGGAGGGGAGUGGCUGGGUCACCGUUAGCAGCCCUCUAUCCCGCGCCACACAGCCGGCGGUGCCGAUCGCAAUGAUCGCCUCGUCUGAUAUGGAUGAUGCCACUUUUCUGAACACGCUGCGGGAUACUCGGGUGGAGCGGAACCCCUUGGACUUCCGGGUCUGGAACUUCGACCUACUGUUGCUGUUUGUGCAGGGCCCACUGCGGACCGUUAGUCGCCUACAUAUGGCGACGCCCGUUCUAAAAAUUCUCAUCGGCUUCUACACGCCCAACGACGGGAAAAAGUUUUUUUUCGUGCGCCCCUUUUCCUCCCUGAGUGCUGAGGAGGCUAGUGUGCCGAUGUGUCUUUUGGGAAUUGAACUCGUGAGCCUGUUGCUCUCUACCCGCGAUGGGGCCGAUUUGCUGGAGAAAUCAGGGAUGCCUACGGCAGUGGCAAGCAUGCUCCAGGAGGUGCGUACGGGCAACCCGCAGAUCCUCACGAAGGAGCGGGUGAAUUCGCACGUCGGGCACGCGCUUCUGCGCAUGGUGGGGUGCUUCUCAGCCUAUGCAAACGGCCUCCUCCUCAUGCAGGAGCACAACUUUUUUUUUAUCAUUGAUAGCUUGUUUCGUAGGCUUCAGGACUCUCGGUUCAACGACUCAGGGGCGACAGAUACCCUUGAGGAUGUGUGCCAUCAGCUUCUGCAAUAUCUUUACAUUGGCGUGGUCCCGAACUACGGGGUCUGCGAUGAUAUCCGUUACACCAUCCGAGGGGCAUUAAGGAACCCCUCCGAAUCUAUUCGUCUGUGCGCGACGAAGCUUCUCAAAACGGUGGUUUGGCAUGACCUGUCGACAUCGAUGAAGUGGGGGAUUGAGAUGCUGUUGCAGGUGCUGCAUGAUGAUUCUGUGAAAAUCGUGAAGAGCGCAUUCGGGCAACUACUCAGCAUCUGCAUGUUCUCGGAUGAGGGCUUGGACUAUUUAAUCUCGCUCUUUCCCACCGUUCUCAUGGAAAGCGAGCUUAUUCUUGAGAACGCGAAGACAUUAAAACUGGAUUCGCUUUUGUACCGUAUCGUAGAAAGGCCCUCAGGGUUUUCCUUUUUGCAAUCCUACGGAUGGAUCGAGAAGGAGCUGCGACGCUGGGAGAGCACCGCGUCGGUUGAGUAUGUGAAGAUGAUGAAUCUGCAAAUCAUGGGUGAGUUUAACGUCACGGCGAACUACAACUCCACCCGACCUGUCAAACGAUGGCUGCACUCCCGCUCCAUCUCCGAGAGCCUGACUAUGGAUUACUCCAAACUGUCGAUUGCGUCGCCCGUUUCCGGCGGCAUCCCAUUGUUGACGGCGGAGAACGCGAGUGAGAUGUUUUUUCCGGUUCACUUCGCGGCCUUCCUCUGCCGCUCCGUGGAGGGGUGCAUGGUGUUCAAGCGCAGUACCUUGUGGAUCCGCUCGGUAGCGCGGAUCCUAGAACAACCCCUCCCACCCGAUAUCGUCAGCGACCAUUACAUUAUCCAGGAUAACGAUAUCUCGGAGGAUAGCGAUGAGGAUAUGAUCUUGGAAAGCAUGGCGAUAUCCCAUUUGCAGGACACCCCGGAGUACUCCACCGUGCGGCAGUACUCCUCGCAGUCCUUCUCGGCCUUCCCGCACGCGGCGAUGAAUCGGGGUGGGGACUCCGGCGCGGCCUCCCCGGCCGCCGUCUCCACCGCGGAGCUCCGCGAGCUGCUCCAGGGCCGCCUUCCCAACCACAACGUGGUGCUCUCCGCCGUGCACAGCCACCAGCCCACGACGCGGUGCUACUCCACCGAGUGCGUCGGCGACGCGCUCUCGCUGAAGGACGCGCUGAUGUGCGUCUGCCAGGCCGGCUCCAGCGACGCGGGGUAUGAACUCCUCCGCGCGACGCCGACCCUGCUGCGGCGGAUCCUUUCGCUCUCCCGCUUCAGCGCGACGAUGUCGAUCCGGGGGAUUGGGAUCAUCGGGGGGUGCGUGCUGAGCCGCUGCCGGCGCUUCGCGGAGGACCUCGCGCGGGAUAACAUCGUGGUUUUCUUCAACCCGAACGCCUACAUCAGCGCAGAUGGCGUCCCUUAUUCCGUCGCCUUUGCCCACGGGAAGGUGGUGCGGAGCAUCAUGAAGAAGUACGCCGCCACGGAUACGAUCGUCGAGCACAUCUACAACGACGGCAAGUCCCCUGACACCACCGGCGUCCCCAAACGGAUCUACGAGAACGUCUUCGCGCUGUCGAACCCGGUGAGCCGGGAGGGCGCCAAGACGGUGUUGUAUAAGAUGAUGCGGCGCCGCCCGGAGCUCUUUUUGGAGCCUAGCGUGCAGCGACUUUGCCUUGAUGCGGCCGCCAUGUAUCGGAUGCGCCAUGCGGAGCGAAAAUUCAUCGCGGAUUUGGUCGAAAACGCUCAGUUGACAACCCCGCGAGGCCGGAGGGAGGGGUAA
This is a messenger RNA of Phytomonas sp. EM1, 4395 nucleotides long. Lineage: Eukaryota; Euglenozoa; Kinetoplastea; Trypanosomatida; Trypanosomatidae. The record is from the annotation of a GenBank genome assembly.